AUGUCGUGGGCAGGCUUCAAGAAGAACGUGAACCGCGCAACGACGCAGGUGAUGAUGAAGACGGGUCAUGUCGAGAGGACCAACGAUCGAGACUACGAAGUGGAGGAGAGGAGGUACAGAACAAUGGAGUCGGCAGCGAACAAGCUGCAAAAGGAAGCGAAGGGUUAUCUCGAUAGUCUGAGAGCCAUGACAGCAUCACAAAUGCGGAUAGCGGAGACAAUCGACGCAUUUUACGGCGACGCUGGUACAAGAGAUGGGGUAUCAAGGUCUUACAAGCAGGCCGUCGAAGACUUGGACGCCGAAACAAUCAAGGCUCUUGAUGGUCCAUACCGUGCCACUGUUCUCGAACCGAUCUCCCGCUUCUGCGCAUAUUUUCCCGAUAUCAAUGAAUGUAUCAAGAAACGCAACAACAAACUCCUUGAUUACGAUUCAAUGCGAUCCAAGGUCAAGAAACUGGUGGAAAAGCCCGACAAGGAUGUGACAAAACUACCCCGUGCAGAGCGUGAAGCCGAAAUGGCGAAACAAGCAUACGAACAACUCAACGAACAACUCUUUACCGAACUCCCUCAACUCAUCGAUCUCCGCGUCCCUUACCUCGACCCAUCUUUCGAAGCACUUGUCAAGAUCCAACUUAGAUUUUGUGCAGAAGCAUAUAGCCGAAUGGCCCAAGUUCAACAAUAUCUCGAUGCAGACACCAGAGAGCAGUACGCUCGAGGUGAUCUAGACAAUCGGGUUGAACAGGUCCUUUCUGAGAUUCGAGAUCUGACCAUCGCUGGCACAGUCUAG
Molecule: messenger RNA, 786 nt
Organism: Exophiala bonariae
Lineage: Eukaryota; Fungi; Ascomycota; Eurotiomycetes; Chaetothyriales; Herpotrichiellaceae
Gene: HOB3
Product: BAR adaptor protein Hob3
Exons: 5
Coding region: 1-786 (261 amino acids)
Biological process (GO): endocytosis; actin filament organization; actin cortical patch localization
Cellular component (GO): medial cortex; actin cortical patch; Rvs161p-Rvs167p complex
Molecular function (GO): lipid binding; protein binding
Source: RefSeq, a predicted model, not a curated record